Molecule: messenger RNA, 690 nt
Organism: Trypanosoma brucei brucei TREU927
Lineage: Eukaryota; Euglenozoa; Kinetoplastea; Trypanosomatida; Trypanosomatidae
Gene: Tb927.4.470
Product: snoRNP protein gar1, putative
Exons: 1
Coding region: 1-690 (229 amino acids)
Biological process (GO): ribosome biogenesis; snoRNA guided rRNA pseudouridine synthesis
Cellular component (GO): box H/ACA snoRNP complex
Molecular function (GO): box H/ACA snoRNA binding
Source: RefSeq, a predicted model, not a curated record
AUGGCACGGGGAGGAGGCGGUUUUGGAGGCAGCCGGGGCGGUGGCUUUGGCGGUGGUCGGGGAGGUGGUGGUCGAGGCGGCGGCUUCGGCGGUGGCUUUGGCGGUGGACGCGGUGGCGGUGGUCGAGGAGGAGGUGGUGGCGGUGGCCGUUCCAUGGAGCCGGACCCACCAGAGCAAAUUGUACCCAUCGGAACAUUGCUCACCGCUUCGGAGGGCGACCUCGUCUACAAAGUGACAGCGAGUGACUCUGUACCACGUUUCAACGCAUUUGUUUAUGGUGCCAACAAGGCCAAGAUUGGUAAGAUCGAGGAAAUAUUGGGCAACACGAGCGAUGUAAUGUUUUCAGUCAAAACGGUACCGGGCAUACAAGCAGAAUCCAUUAGCGCAGGAGAUACGAUAUAUAUAUCCCCUACACAGAUAAGUCCUCUGCGUAUGUUCACUGAUCCACCGAAGCCACGCGGCCGCGGCGGGCGGGGUGGCGGUCGUGGCGGAAGGGGCGGUGAUCGCGGUGGACGCGGAAGCUUCGGUCGCGGUGGUCGCGGGAGUUUUGGAGGAGGAGGUGGUGGUGGUGGUGGCGGCCGGGGUGGUUUCGGCAGAGGAGGAGACGGAGGCGGCUACAGAAACUUUGGUGGCGGUGGUGGCGGUCGCGGCGGCCGCGGGGGAUUUGGUGGCCGCGGGCGUGGUUUUUGA